Molecule: messenger RNA, 2895 nt
Organism: Zingiber officinale
Lineage: Eukaryota; Viridiplantae; Streptophyta; Magnoliopsida; Zingiberales; Zingiberaceae
Exons: 4
Coding region: 1-2895 (964 amino acids)
Source: RefSeq, a predicted model, not a curated record
AUGGCCGCGCCACAUGGCAGUCUUGACUAUCGGGUGGGAAUCCUAUAUUUUUUACGUUAUGCAUUUGGUGAUGCGGCUCCAGAUGUCACGAGACCAUGCCCUUGCUGCAAAUGCAUAAACUCAUUAAGUCAUGAUCGUGAGACAGUACACGAACAUCUGAUGAUAAAUGGUAUCUUACAAGAUUAUCGCAUCUGGAAUUUUCAUGGAGAAAAACUAAUUGCACAAGAUCAUGAUAACAAAGAACUUCAUGAUUCGGUGCAACAAGUUUCUGAAGUAACUAGCCAUGAACCCAUGGUACAAGAAAUGUUGCAUGAUGCAUUUGGAAUGCAUGAAGGAUCUUCAAGUAAUGAAAAUUAUAUUGGAGCAUCAACGAGUCAUACACCAAUGAAUUCUAGUGUGAAAGAUUUCUAUCAACUAAUAGAGGAAGGGAAACAACAGCUAUAUACUGGAUGCACAGAGUUUUCUAAAUUGUCAUUCCUUGUUGAGUUAUUUCAAUUGAAAGUGAAUGGAAAAUGGAGUGAUAAAUCAUUUACAGCAUUGUUGGACUUCCUUCGUCGAGUACUUCCAUUUGAAGCUCAAGUGCCUAAGUCAUUUUAUGAAGCAAAGAAAUUAAUUUCUAGUCUAGGACUUCAUUAUGAAAAAAUACACGCUUGUCCAAAUGAUUGCAUGAUUUAUUGGGGGGAAAGUGAGAAUGAACAGGUUUGCAAAGUGUGUAACCUUUCAAGAUGGAAAAAUUUACAGAAAUCAUCAAGGAGAUCAUAUAAAGGUGGGAAAAACCGUCUCGAGGUUAAAAUUCCAGCCAAAGUCUUUUGGUAUUUUCCAUUAAAACCAAGAUUGCAACGGUUAUUCAUGUCAUCCAAGACGUUUGAAAAUAUGCAGUGGCAUUUCAAAAAACGUGUUUCGGAUGGAAAUCUAAGGCAUCCAGCUGAUUCUCGAGCAUGGAAGGAAUUUGAUGAUCGUCAUUAUGAAUUUGCAUCUGAUCCUAGAAACGUAAGCUUGGGACUCGCUGCUGAUGGGUUUAAUCCAUUUAAAAAUCAAAGCACUUCACAUAGUACUUGGCCUAUUGUCCUGAUGCCUUACAAUUUGCCACCUUGGGAAUGCAUGAAGCCUUAUUCUAUUAUUUUAUCCACCCUUAUUCCAGGUCCAAAAGCACCUGGAAAUGAUAUCGAUAUAUAUUUGUGCCCUUUAUUGACUGAAUUGAAAGAUUUAUGGGAAAAUGGGAUUGCCACAUUUGAUGCUUGUGACAAAAAAAUGUUUCAACUGCGAGCUGCAUUACUUUGGACAGUCAGUGAUUUUCCUGGUUUAGGUUGUUUGUCUGGAUGGAAUACAUAUGCUAAGAAUGCAUGUCCAACUUGUGCUGAUAAUACAGAUGCAGUGUAUCUAAAACAUGGCAAAAAGUGGUCAUUCAGAGGGCAUCGUCGUUUUCUACCACCAGAUUCAGAACUGCGAACAAUGUCAAGUUAUGGAAAACUAGAGCAACGUGAGUUGAAUUUGGCGCCAUUGUCAGGAUCUAACGUUCUACGAUUGACCUUAAAUAAGAAUGUGAUUUUUGGUAAGAGUAAUGCAUCAAAACCAAAUGUGAGAAUAAAAACAGGAUCAAUUGAACAAAUGUGGAGAAAACAAAGCAUAUUUUUUAGCCUUCCAUACUGGGAAUUUAAUUUGAUCCGACAUAAUUUGGACCCUAUGCAUAUUGAAAAAAAUGUGUGCGACAACAUUGUUGGAACACUUUUAGAUGAUUCAAACAAGAGCAAAGAUAAUUAUGCAGCACGUAGAGAUUUAAAGAAUUUGGGUAUUAUGAAACAAUUAUGGCCCCGGACACAAUCAGAUGGUAGAGAGUAUUUGCCACCUGCAUGUUACUGUAUGUCUAAAGAUGAAAAAAAGAUAUUUUGUUCUGUAUUGAAAGAUAUUCGUGUUCCUGAUGAUGGUAACAGCUCAUUAAACAAUCCUGGAACACGACAUAAAGAGACACCAGAUGAUGAGUUUCCCACACUACCGAUGUUUCCACAUGUAGGGCGACCAACAAAAGGGCUUCAAGUAGUUACCUUGGAUGACAAAACUCUAGCUCAAGCUCAUAGAUAUAUUCUCUCUAAUUGUACAGUGUUGCAACCAUAUCGUGAUGAAAUAAAAAAUGAACUGAAGAGAAGACAUAGAUAUGGCCAACGCCCAAGUAAUUCUCAGUUGGAUGACAUGGUUAGAAUGCAAUUUCCAGAAUGUUAUAUGUGUACCUUACAAGUUGAUCGAGUAAAUGAACGAAUCGAUGACUUAGAUCUUAGGGUGCUUUCGCGUGGUCCAAAUCCAGUAGCAUUUAGUUAUCAUGGGUUCAACAUAAAUGGGUUUGCAUUUCGCACGGUGGAAUCUGAAAAAAACAAAAAGGUGCAGAAUAGCGGAGUUAUGGUGCAGGCGAUGCAUGAUAAUGAUGAUCAUGAGUCAAUCUAUUAUAGUCGACUAACUGAUAUCAUCUCACUUGAUUAUGGUGGUCGUGGACGAAUUGUUCUUUUUCGAUGCGAUUGGGUUAACACUGCUACAGGUUUCAAAAUUGAUCCAUUUGGAUUUUCAAUGCUAAAUUUUUCACGCUUGAUACAUACAGGAGAAUGUGAGGAACAUGAACCUUUUAUUUUGGCUACGCAAGCUCAAAUGGUUUAUUAUGUUCGUGAUCCAAAGGAGGAGGAUUGGUACCGUGCCAUUCGUCACACACCAAGAGAUACAUACAACAUGGGCAAUGAAGAUGAUAUGGAUAUGAUGCAUUUUAUUCAUAAUAAUUUUUCUAAUAUGGAAUCGAUAUUAGGUGAUGUAAAUAGAGUUGAUGUUGAAUUAAUUAGAACUGAUGUAGAGGGCUCAAUAGUUGAUGUUCUUCCAGUUGUGAACAAUGAAACAGAUGAUAAAAGCUUUAGCUGA